Molecule: messenger RNA, 2891 nt
Organism: Syngnathus acus (greater pipefish)
Lineage: Eukaryota; Metazoa; Chordata; Actinopteri; Syngnathiformes; Syngnathidae
Gene: esyt3
Product: extended synaptotagmin-like protein 3
Exons: 23
Coding region: 108-2687 (859 amino acids)
Biological process (GO): lipid transport
Molecular function (GO): lipid binding
Source: RefSeq, a predicted model, not a curated record
UUCCAUUUGUUUUCACGGCCCCACCCAAACGGGCUCAGGUGCGCCUCCGCCCACUUGUUGCGGCUCCCGAGUGCGGAAACGUCUCGGUCCACUUCCCCGCUGCGCCCAUGGCGUCCUCUUCGGUUCCGACGCCCGACAGCGGAGCUUCGUGGCCUCCCGGGAGCUCGGAGCUCGGCGCGCUGCACCCGAUGGCUCCCCCGAGCCUCGAGGAAGUCGACGCGAGUUCGGAGAAACUCACCUCGUCCGGCGUCAACCGCAUCCUGACCGAAUUCUUGAUGUACUUCCUCCGCGGCGCGGUGCUCUUGUACCCGGUCUACCUGACGGGCUACCUCGGCCUGAGCGUCAGCUGGCUGCUGCUGUGCAUGCUCAUGGUCACCUGGUGGAAGAAGAACCGCCAGUGGAAGGCAUCUCGCAUCGGGGGCGCCAUCGACUUUGUGGACAACGAGACGCAGGUGGUGAGCACGGAGCUGAAGAAUUCCCUGCAGAUGGCAUCGUGGAUCCAAUUCACCGACGUGGAGAAAGUGGAGUGGGUUAACAAGGUGGUGGAGCAGGCUUGGCCUUUCUUCGGGAUGUUCAUGGAGAAGCUCCUGCGGGAAAACAUCCAGGCGGCCAUCCAGCAGUCCAGCUCCGAGCUCAAGACCUUCACCUUCACCAAGAUCCACUUUGGACACAUUCCGCUCCGCAUCGUCGGAAUCAAAGCGUACACGGACGAGGUGGAUCACCGGGAGGUGGUUCUGGACAUGACUAUCAAUUACGAAGGCGACGUGGACAUCGACGCCGAGCUCAAGUCGGCCAUCACGGCGGGCGUCAAAGGACUCAAACUGCGGGGGAUGAUCAGGGUGAUUCUGGAGCCGCUCGUCGAACAAGCACCGCUCGUGGGAGGAGUCACCUUCUUUUUCAUCCAACGGCCGACCCUGGAAAUCAACUGGACGGGCAUGACCAACAUUUUGGACAGCCCCGCCUUCAGCUCCUUGUCCGAGGGGACCAUCAUGGACGUCAUCGCCUCCCUCAUGGUGCUGCCCAACCGCAUGUGCUUUCCGCUCAUUGACCAAGUCAAAGUGGACCAGAUGCGCUUCCCGCUGCCUCGCGGUGUGGUGAGAGUCCACUUGCUGGAGGCCAGGGACCUGGUGGCCAAGGACACGUAUAUGCUGGGCAUGGUCAAGGGCAAGUCGGACCCGUACGCCGUCCUCCGCGUCGGCGACCGCAAGGUUAAGAGCAAGACCAUCAAGGAGAAUCUGCACCCCAGAUGGGCGGAGGUCUACGAGUUUGUGGUCCACGAGGCACCGGGACAAGAGCUGGAAGUGGACAUUUUUGAUGAAGAUAGAGACAAAGACGACUUCAUCGGAAGGUAUCGCCUGGAUCUGGGAGAAGUGAAGAAGGAGAAAGAAAUGGAUCAGUGGUUUCCUCUGGACGGGGUCCCGAGUGGAGAAGUUCAUCUGAAGCUUUGUUGGCUUUCACUCCAAAGUGACACCACUCUGAUGAAGGAGUCUUCCGACGGCUACGCCUGUGCCAUGCUGGCCGUGUAUCUGGACAACGCCUCCAACCUUCCCAAAGACCGCAGUGAGAUCGAGCAUCACCAAAAAAAGAAGCACGGGCGAGAAGGUCGGCUCACGAGGAAGUCUGCAGGUCCGAGCUCCUUUACGGAAAUUUCCAUCGAUGACGACGUUCAGAAAAGCAAGGUUGUGUUUGCCAAAAAAGACCCCGUAUGGGAGGAGGGCUUCACUUUCUUUGUCCAUGACGUCAGAACGCAGCAGCUCGUUGUUCAGGUGAAAGAGCACGAGAAGAAGACGCAACUGGGCAUUCUCCGCCUGCCCCUCGCCCGCUUUGUCAACAUCUCCAGCAUGAUGCUGGACCAGCGCUUCCAGCUGGAGCAGUCCGGUGCCAACAGCCAGAUCAAACUCAAGGCCACGCUCAGGGUUCUUAAGGUGGAGCAGCCUGAACCCAAACCGGUGAACCCACAAAUGGCGGCGAGCAACGCCGGCGCGUCCUCCCUCAGCGCGCUUUCCACCAGCACCAGUCUCGCCAGUCAGGCCUCGUCGGCAGCCUUCCCCCCGGACGACUACUCCAACCACCGGCGGGCCUCCUAUCUGGCGUCGGAGGCUUUGAGGCCGUCCCCGGCCACCCUGAGCAUGCGGCGUUACGACUCGCACAGCCUCUUGUCCGAGAACGCUCUGGCGGCGUCGCGCUUCGAUCUGGUGGACGGGGCCUCCUAUCCCGAGGUCCUCCGCAAACAUCGCGGCUCCUUGGGAGAGAUCAGCCUGACAGUGCGCUACGCCACCUUGAGGAAAAAACUGGUCAUCAUGGUCAACGGCUGCAGAGAUAUCUUCCCCUGCAGCGAAAACGGAACGGACUCUUACGUGCGGCUGUACCUGCUCCCGGACCAGAGCUGGAGGCACCGCAAGCGGACCCACGUCAAGAAGAGGACCGUCAAUCCCGUCUUUGAUGAGAAAUUUGAGUUUGACGUGAGCCUGGAAGAGGCCCUCACGCGCACCUUGGAUGUGGCGGUGAAAAACAACAAGAUGUUCCACAUGCGGGAAAGGAAGGACAUUGGCAUGGCGCUGAUCAAUCUCGCCCAGCUGGAUCUUGUCAAGGGUGUCAAAGACUGGUACAAGCUCUCGUUACAAGGCCCGAAGAGUCGAAGCAACAGCACAAACGAUGCUUCCGGAUCAAGCUCCUUUUCUAAGUGAUUUGAAGACGUUACUGUAGACUAACUGGGUUGAUGUUACAUAUCUGAGAAAUAUUUUUCUGCGCUACUCUCAUUUUUGUCAGCUUUGAUUUACAAGCUGUUCUGCAUCGUGAUGUCAUUUUUUUUAUGGUGUUUUUGUCAUAUGUUAAGGGAUGGUAAAAAAAUAAAAACCAAACAGUUUUGAUUUGUUUUUGUUUUUUAAUUA